This is a messenger RNA of Telopea speciosissima, 1353 nucleotides long. RefSeq lists its product as uncharacterized. Gene Ontology annotation, cellular component: RNA polymerase III complex. The coding region runs from base 1 to 1041 and encodes 346 amino acids. The transcript is spliced from 10 exons. Gene Ontology annotation, molecular function: DNA binding. Gene Ontology annotation, biological process: transcription by RNA polymerase III. NCBI's taxonomy places the organism in Eukaryota, Viridiplantae, Streptophyta, Magnoliopsida, Proteales, Proteaceae. The record is from RefSeq and is a predicted model, not a curated record.
AUGGAGCCCAAAAAGGACCUCCCAGUCCCUGACACUCCGGCUUCUGCUGCUCGGAAGGUUUUGGCUGCUCAUCUCUCAUCCCAAUUCGGAGUUUGCACUGGUGUUCUCUUUACUUAUCUGUUGUCCUUAUCCACUCUUUCAAUUCUUUUGUUCGUUUAUUUGCAGGUAAAGUUUCUCCCCAAAGCCCCUCCUCGCCGAACUUCCAAACCCGCAGAAAUUAAAACUGAAGUCGUUGAGGAUGCAGAAGCUGCUCAGACCAGGAAAUUGUUGCAACGUGUCACUGAUGCUUCAACGAGACGAGGGCCUAGGGUCGAAAAAAAGGCUGCAGCACAAGUCACAUUUUAUCAAGGUGCAUCUCCUUCUUUAAGGACAUAUAACAUUCCUAAGGGAGGGAGUAGCCGCAGUAGUCGAAAUGGAUCAGAACCUAAAGGUUUUGAUUCUCAUGAUGUUUCCCAAGCAUCAGACCAGGAUUUGAAGAAGGAAUAUGUCGAACCCUGGAAUUAUUUCAGUUACUAUCCUGUUACACUUCCUCUGAGGAAGCCGGGUUCAGGAGAUCCAGAGGUUCUUAAUGAAGAGGAAUUUGGAGAGGCUGCAGAGAACUCAGAAUAUAAUGAGACUUCUAUAAAUCCAGCUAUGGAGCUUGGGCUGAUGGAAGAAAGUGAGGAACCAAGAAUGUUGUUCCUUCAGCUACCUUCUUCUCUUCCUUUGGUUAAGAGAUCAGCUAGUGCAAAGGGGAAGGAGACAGUUGCGACCUCAAACCCGUUCAAAAGUGUGGGUCCUGCAGAGAAGGGCUGCAGUUUGGAGGAGUUGCCACCUGGUUUCAUGGGCAAAAUGCUGGUUUACAAGAGUGGUGCGAUCAAGCUGAAGUUUGGAGAAAUCCUUUAUGACGUUUCUCCUGGUUCUGAUUGUAUGUUUGCCCAAGAUGUUGUAGCAAUCAACACUGAAGAUAAACACUGCUGUGUCCUUGGGCCACUGGACAAGCAUGCAGUAGCCACUGCAGAUGUUGAGUACCUCUUAAAUAGUGUGAUUGAACUGGAUUAACAUAAUGAACUGGAUUAACAUAAUCCCACACCAAAACAAGAAUCAGGGACAGACUUUGCAUUGUAGUGAAAUUCCAAGAACCCUUGAUUGCCAAUGUUGAGGCCUUGUUGCAGAUAGGUUGAUGAGAGGGGAACCUCUUUUUGUAUAGUUAACUGCUGUCAAAUGCUUUGAAGGACUAGCGAGGAUGUUAACCAUGAAGACCCAAACCAACAAGAAGGGGAAGCCUUGUACAUAUUGAAUCUUUGUAUUUGUGUGACUCUUUUCAUGCAGUGUUACCUGGGUCAGAUGUUGCACAGUAACUUGAAUGUGUAA